UAAGUAGGAUUUGAACAAAGUUAGGACUUCAAGUCACAUCUCUAGCCAAUUCAAUACUGAUCCCUCAGUAAUUUGCCACGUGCUCCUGUAUUGUGAACUUAGCUUUGUAGUUCUAGAGGCUUUCUAAGUACAAGGAGCAAAUACAUUGUCAGCAAUUUACGGGAUUUUCCUGGAGUAUCUCCGCAAGAUUAUCACACUUCUUAAUCACAGCCAAGAUAGCUUUCAAGCAGAGGACCACAGUUCUUACGUAAUAAGCCAGCACGCCCAGCUGUAACAAGGGAACUCUGAUUCCCAACGAGCAUUGCGGUACUACAACGCCCACGAUGCACCGCGCGAAUUCUCCCCUCUACGUUGGUGUGGGCUGGAGCUUGUAGUUUCCUUCAACGCUUCUCUAGUGACCAUCUUGGUGAGGUAGGAAGUUCGGUGGCUUGGAAGGUGCCUGCUUCUCGCGACGGGUGUCAGGAUUUUGGAUUAUUUUCAAACGAGAAAAAAAAAAGAAAAAAAUCCAGCUCUGAAAAUACCGACGGCUACUCCGUAUUCGGAUGUUGAUAUCUAUUCUCAUUGACUUGCUCUCAUUACGCAAGCCCUCACCUUCACCCUCGCGAUAGGGCGGGAAGGCCAGGGGAACCGGAAGUUACGUGGUGUUGCAUUAUGGCGGCGCGUUGGAGCUCCAGAUAUGAAGAACGGGAACGAUCCCCCCAAGACAGAGAUUACAGCAGAUCAGAUCAAGAAUAUUCAGGACGAGGACAUUCUAAUGAUAGUACCAUGGAAUUGCGAGGGAGGGAUAGAGAAAAACGUAGGGAGAGAGAAAAAGAGAGAGAUUCAGAUCGGAGAAGGUACAGGAAAUCUCCUUCACCAAGCAGAAAGAGUACAGAAAGAGCAACAACUCAGAGCUCAUCUCAGGAUGAGCCCCCAACAAAGAAGAAGAAAGAUGAUGUGGAUCCACUCCUCACUCGCACAGGUGGUGCUUACAUUCCUCCAGCAAAGCUCAGGAUGAUGCAAGAACAAAUCACAGAUAAAAACAGCUUAGCAUACCAACGAAUGAGCUGGGAAGCCUUAAAGAAGUCAAUCAAUGGUCUCAUCAAUAAAGUGAACAUUUCUAACAUUGGGAUUAUCAUUCAAGAAUUACUUAAAGAAAAUAUAGUUAGGGGACGGGGAUUGCUGUCUCGAUCUGUUUUGCAAGCACAAAGUGCAUCUCCAAUUUUUACUCAUGUAUAUGCAGCCCUUGUGGCAAUUAUAAAUUCAAAAUUCCCCAACAUUGGAGAACUUAUCCUCAAGAGGUUAAUUCUUAAUUUUCGAAAAGGCUAUCGAAGAAAUGAUAAGCAACUUUGUUUAACUGCUUCAAAAUUUGUUGCCCACCUAAUUAACCAGAAUGUGGCACAUGAAGUUUUAUGUUUAGAGAUGCUCACCUUACUUCUUGAAAGACCAACAGAUGACAGCGUUGAAGUAGCUAUUGGAUUUCUUAAAGAGUGUGGCCUAAAAUUAACAGAAGUAUCUCCUAGAGGAAUUAAUGCUAUAUUUGAACGUCUUCGCAAUAUUCUCCAUGAAUCUGAAAUUGACAAACGAGUUCAAUAUAUGAUUGAAGUGAUGUUUGCAGUACGUAAGGAUGGAUUCAAGGAUCACCCUGUUAUUUUGGAAGGACUUGAUCUUGUGGAGGAAGAAGACCAAUUCACGCAUAUGCUUCCACUGGAAGAUGAGUAUAAUCCAGAGGAUGUACUUAAUGUUUUCAAGCUGGAUCCUAAUUUUAAGGAAAAUGAAGAGAAAUACAAAACUAUUAAAAAAGAAAUUCUUGAUGAAGGUGACAGUGAUUCAAAUACAGAUCAAGAUGCUAGAGAUAGUGAAGAAGAUGAGGAGGAAGAAGAAGAAGAAGAGGGGGAUGAAGAUGAAGAAGGACAAAAAGUGACUAUCCAUGACAAAACAGAAAUCAAUCUAGUGUCAUUUCGUCGUACAAUUUAUCUUGCAAUUCAGUCAAGUUUAGAUUUUGAAGAAUGUGCUCAUAAGUUGCUGAAAAUGGAGUUCCCUGACAGCCAAACAAAAGAACUUUGCAACAUGAUACUUGACUGCUGUGCCCAACAGAGGACAUAUGAAAAAUUUUUUGGCUUGUUGGCCGGGCGUUUCUGCAUGUUGAAAAAAGAAUACAUGGAAUCCUUUGAGGGUAUUUUCAAGGAACAAUAUGAUACCAUACAUCGCUUGGAAACAAACAAAUUGCGAAAUGUUGCUAAGAUGUUUGCUCAUCUCUUAUAUACUGAUUCACUUCCAUGGAGUGUUCUUGAAUGUAUAACAUUGAGUGAAGAAACUACUACUUCGUCCAGCAGAAUUUUUGUCAAAAUAUUUUUUCAAGAACUUUGUGAAUACAUGGGACUUCCUAAACUUAAUGCAAGACUAAAGGAUGAAACAUUGCAGCCGUUCUUUGAAGGAUUAUUGCCCCGAGAUAAUCCAAGGAACACCCGAUUUGCCAUCAACUUCUUUACUUCCAUAGGUCUUGGAGGUUUAACGGAUGAAUUACGAGAACAUCUUAAAAAUGCACCCAAGAUCGUCAUAGCAAAGAAACCGGAUGUUGAGUCAUCAGAUUCCUCCUCUUCCUCCUCUUCCUCUUCAGACUCUGACUCUUCAGACUCUGAUUCUGACAGCAGUGAUAGCAGCUCAGACUCCUCCAGUGCCAGUGACUCCUCAUCCUCAAGUGACCACAGCUCAGAUUCAGAUAAAGAUGAAAGAAAAAAAGAGCAAAGAAAAAAGAAAAACAAAGAAAUUGAUAAAACAGUUAAGAAAAAGAAAACAAGUGAAGAGAAACACACAGAAAAUAAAAUGGAAAAAAGACAGCGAGAGACAAGAAGUGAAGGGGAGAGAAGAUCAGAAAAAAAUAUUGACCGAAAUUUAAGAGAUUCAAAUUGGAGAGAGAAUUCAUCAAAACAUGGCUCUGACAGAGAAACUACAGAACGAAAUAAUUACAGAGUUUUAAAGGACAAAGAUCAUGAUAAAUACAUAGAGCCCGAAAGUAAAUCUGGUGAUAUCAAGAAGAGGAGAGGAGAAAGAAGAAAUUCUUUUUCUGAAAAUGAGAGAGACAGACACCAAAACAAAGACAGUGAGAAUCAUAGAAGGAAAGAGAGAUCAAAGUCAAGAGAAAGGAGUAGAAAUAAUCCAAAACUCAGAGAUGAAGAAGAUCGACAUUGGAAUGGUACAGAAAAGGAAUCUGAAAAGCACAGCAGACGUUCUGAGCCAUCCCGAGACUCAAGGAGAAAUCAUGACCGACGAAGAGAAAACUCUCCAGGAAGGCGAAAAUAAUACUUAAAUGCCUGACAUUCAGUCUGAACUGAAUUUUUUUACUUUUAUUACUGAACUUUAUUUCAAAAAAAAACACAAAAAAACCUUUGUAUAAAGUACUGUUUUGUAUUAUACAUUUUAAGAAGUUUUCAGUGAAAAGUAUUUUAUAAUCAGUUCUCCCCACCUUCACCCCUCAAAAAAUAACCUUUCCCCUUUGGUUAAAUAUAUUUGAAGAGAACAUUUUCACUAAAGAGAACGUAAUUCUUGCUUUUAUUUUGUGAAUAAAAUUGUCAUACUCUCAUUAA
Messenger RNA from Sarcophilus harrisii (Tasmanian devil), 3566 nucleotides. It is a transcript of the gene CWC22, whose product is annotated as CWC22 spliceosome associated protein homolog. Gene Ontology annotation, molecular function: protein binding; RNA binding. Lineage: Eukaryota; Metazoa; Chordata; Mammalia; Dasyuromorphia; Dasyuridae. Gene Ontology annotation, cellular component: catalytic step 2 spliceosome. The coding region runs from base 652 to 3282 and encodes 876 amino acids. The record is from RefSeq and is a predicted model, not a curated record. Gene Ontology annotation, biological process: mRNA splicing, via spliceosome. The transcript has 18 exons.